AUGAGCUGGAAGUUAGCACUGGCAUGGACACUCCUGGCUGCCCUAUGGGGUUGUGAAGGUGCUCAAAGCUCCAUUUCCUGGGAGGUACAGCGAUUCGAUGGCUGGUACAACAAUCUUGCAGAGCACAGAUGGGGCAGCAAAGGCUCCCGGCUACGUCGGCUGGUUCCUGCCACUUACGCAGAUGGUGUGUUCCAGCCUUUGGAGGAGCCACAUCUGCCCAAUCCUCGAAAUCUCAGCAAUGCUGCCAUGCAGGGUCCAUCAGGAAAGCCCUCUUUUCGAAACCGAACAGUACUCGCAGUCUUCUUUGGGUACCAUGUACUCUCAGAGGUGGUGAGUGUGGAGCGGGCAGGCUGUCCUACUGAGUUCCUGAAUAUCCGUAUCCCAGCUGGGGACCCAGUGUUUGACCCCAGUGAUAAGGGAGAUGUGGUCCUCCCAUUCCAGAGAAGCCAAUGGGACCCAGAAACUGGACAGAGUCCUAGCAACCCCCGAGGCCAGACGAAUGAGGUAACUGGCUGGCUGGAUGGCAGUGCCAUCUAUGGCUCUUCUCACUCCUGGAGUGAUGCCCUGAGAAGCUUCUCUGGUGGUGAAUUGGCAUCAGGGCCAGAUCCUGCUUUCCCCAGGGAUACUCAAGGACCUUUCCUCAUGUGGACAGCACCAGAUCCUUCCACUGGGCAACGUGGCCCCCGAGGGCUAUAUGCCUUUGGGGCUGAGAGGGGGAACCAAAACCCAUUUCUACAGGCUCUGGGCCUCCUUUGGUUCCGAUACCACAAUCUGUGGGCUAAGAGGCUGGCCCAGAAGCACCCAACCUGGGGAGAUGAGGAGCUGUUCCAGCAUGCCCGAAAGAGGGUCAUCGCUACCUACCAGAACAUCGUUCUGUAUGAGUGGCUGCCCAGUUUCCUACAGAAAAAGACCCCGGAGUAUGGAGGCUAUCGGUCAUUCCUGGAUCCCAGCAUCUCCCCUGAAUUCCUGGCAGCCUCCAAACAAUUCUUCUCCACUAUGGUGCCUCCUGGUGUCUACAUGAGAAAUUCCAGCUGCCAUUUCCAGGAGAUCACCAAUGGGAAGUCAGGAGUCUUCCCAGCUCUCAGGGUCUGCAACAGCUACUGGAAUCGAGAGAAUCCAAACCUGCAUAGUGCCAGAGGUGUGGACGCGCUGCUUUUGGGCAUGACGUCCCAGAUUGCUGAGAGGGAGGAUCAUGUGGUAGUGGAGGACCUUCGAGAUUUCUGGCCGGGGCCACUGAAGUUCUCUCGUACCGACUACUCGGCAAGCUGGCUACAACGAGGACGGGACCUGGGUCUGCCUUCUUACAACCAGGCUAGGGUGGCCAUGGGCUUAGCCCCAGUCGACCGGUGGCAAGAUAUCAACCCUGAACUUGCUCAAAGGAAUGACAUUGUCCUGGAAGCAACAGAAUCCAUGUACCACCAUGACUUGUCUCGUCUGGAACUGCUUCCUGGGGGGCUCCUGGAGUGUCGAGGGGAUCCUGGACCUCUCUUCACUGCCAUCAUCCUUGAUCAGUUUAUGCGACUUCGAGAUGGAGACCGAUACUGGUUUGAAAACACAAAGAAUGGUUUGUUCUCCAAGGAAGAGGUGGCCAACAUCCGAAAGACCUCCUUCCGUGAUGUGUUGGUUGAUGUCACCAACGUGGGCCUGAGUGCCCUGCAACCCGAAGUCUUUGUCUGGAAAGAGGGAGACCCCUGCCCACAACCUGGGCAGAUCACCGCUGAAGAGCUGCCCAGCUGUGUGCCCCUGGUGGUGCUGGAUUAUUUCAAAGGCAGUGGCUUUGGAUUCGGUAUCACAAUUGGGGCCCUCUGCUGCUUCCCAUUGGUCAGCCUGCUGAGUGCCUGGAUUGUUGCUCGACUCCGGAGAAGGAAUUUCAAGAGGCUUCAGGCUCAGGAGAGACACAGCAUCAUGUCUGAGAAAUUCGUGGAGGGUGUGGAAGCCAUUGAGUGGCAGGGCAGGAAAGAGCCCUGCCGACCUGUGCUCCUGAACCUCCAGCCUGGGCAGCUUCAAGUCCUGUGUGGCCGACUCUCACUACUCCGGGUCAUCCAGUUCCGGGACUCCCAGAAGAUGAACUUGAUCCAGUCCAACAACCGGGGCCGACGAGCACUUCUGCUUAAGAUUCCCAAGGAGUAUGACCUGCUGUUGCUUUUUAACCUGGAGGAGAAUCGGCAAGCUUUUGUUCAGAGCCUUCAAGAGACCCUGAAGAACAGUGGGCUGAGUUUCCAGGAGUGGGAGCUCCGAGAACAAGAAAUGAUGAGGGCAGCUGUGACGAGAAAGCGUCGAAGCCACAUCUUGGAGACCUUCUUCAGACAUCUCUUCUCCCAGGUGCUGGACAUUGACCAGGCAGAUGCAGGGAGUCUGCCCUUGGACUCAUCUCAGAAAGUGCGAGAGGCUCUGGCCUGUGAGCUGAGCAGGGCAGAGUUUGCAGAGUCCCUUGGCCUCAAGCCUCAGGCCAUGUUUGUAGAGUCCAUGUUCUCUCUGGCCGACAAAGAUGGCAAUGGUUACCUAUCCUUCCGGGAGUUCUUAGACAUCCUGGUGGUCUUCAUGAAAGGCUCCCCCGAGGAGAAGUCCCGUCUCAUGUUCCGGAUGUACGACUUUGAUGGCAACGGGCUCAUUUCCAAGGAGGAGUUCAUCAGGAUGCUUAGGUCCUUCAUUGAGAUCUCCAACAACUGCCUAUCCAAAGCCCAGCUGGCUGAGGUGGUGGAGUCCAUGUUCCGAGAAUCUGGCUUCCAAGACAAGGAAGAGCUGACCUGGGAGGACUUCCACUUCAUGCUGAGGGACCACGACAGCGAGCUCCGCUUCACUCAACUCUGCAUUAAAGGUGUUGAGGUUCCUGAAGUCGUUAAAGAACUAUGCCGACGAGUCUCCUUCAUCAGCCAGGAUAAAAUGUGUGAUCUAGCUGAUGAGGCGACAAUGCAGAGAUUCAAGUGCCCGGAGGAUACAGACCCACCCCAGGAGGUCCGAAAGAGGUUUGGCAAAAAGCUGACAUCGUUCCAGCCCCGUCCCUUCACGGAAGCACGCCGGGAGAAACUGCAACGAAGUCGUUGGCAUCAGACUGUCCAGCAAUUCAAACGGUUCAUUGAGAACUACCGUAGGCACAUCGGCUGUGCCGCUGUCUUCUACUUCAUCACUGGUGGACUUUUUCUGGAGAGGGCCUACUUCUACGCCUUUGCGGCCCACCACAAGAGCAUCACAGACACCACCCGGGUGGGCAUCAUCCUGUCCCGAGGAACAGCAGCCAGCAUCUCCUUCAUGUUCUCCUACAUCCUGCUCACCAUGUGCCGAAACCUCAUCACCUUCCUACGGGAGACCUUCCUCAACCGCUUUGUGCCCUUUGAUGCUGCAGUGGACUUCCACCGAAUCAUUGCUGCUACAGCCAUUGUGCUCACGGUCCUACAUAGUAUGGGCCACGUGGUCAAUGUCUACUUGUUCUCUGUCAGCCCGCUCAGUGUCCUGUCCUGUCUCUUCCCUGGGUUCUUCCAGGAUGAUGGGUCUGAAUUACCUCAGAAAUACUAUUGGUGGUUCUUCCAGACAGUCCCAGGCUUAACAGGAGUUAUGCUGCUCAUGGUCCUGGCCAUCAUGUAUGUCUUUGCUUCCCACCACUUCCGCCGGCGAAGCUUCCGAGGCUUCUGGCUGACCCACCACCUCUACAUUUUGCUCUACAUCCUGCUCAUUAUUCAUGGCAGUUUUGCCCUCAUCCAGUUGCCUCGAUUCCAUUUAUUCUUCUUGGCCCCCGCUCUUAUCUAUGGUGGGGACAAACUGGUGAGCCUGAGCCGAAAGAAGGUGGAAAUCAGUGUGGUGAAGGCUGAACUGCUGCCCUCAGGCGUGACUCACCUUCGAUUCCAGCGGCCCCAGGGCUUUGAGUAUAAGUCAGGGCAGUGGGUCCGUAUAGCCUGCCUAGCUCUGGGGACCACAGAAUACCAUCCCUUCACACUCACCUCGGCACCCCACGAAGACACACUCAGCCUGCACAUCAGGGCUGUGGGACCCUGGACUACCCGGCUCAGAGAGAUCUAUUCACCUACACCAGGCACCAGCAGCAUCAAAUACCCUAAGUUAUACCUAGAUGGGCCAUUUGGAGAAGGUCACCAAGAGUGGCACAAGUUUGAGGUGUCUGUGCUGGUGGGUGGAGGCAUUGGGGUUACCCCCUUUGCCUCUAUCCUCAAAGACCUCGUCUUCAAGUCAUCAGUAAGCUGCCAAAUGCCCUGUAAAAAGAUCUAUUUCAUCUGGGUAACAAGGACUCAAAAGCAGUUUGAGUGGCUGGCAGACAUCAUCCGGGAGGUGGAGGAGAAUGACCGGCAGGAUCUGGUGUCUGUGCACAUCUACAUCACUCAGCUGGCUGAGAAGUUUGAUCUCAGGACCACUAUGUUGUAUAUCUGUGAGCGACACUUCCAGAAGGUGCUGAACCGGAGCCUCUUCACUGGCCUGCGCUCCAUCACCCACUUUGGCCGCCCACCCUUUGGCCCCUUCUUCAGCUCCCUGCAGGAGGUCCACCCACAGGUUCGGAAAAUUGGGGUAUUCAGCUGCGGUCCCCCUGGCAUGACCAAAAAUGUAGAGAAGGCCUGUCAGCUCAUCAACCGACAGGACGGGACUCACUUCUCCCAUCAUUAUGAGAAUUUCUGAGGCUCGAUAGAGGGUCUCUCACUGCCUACCUCUGCUGAGCUGGAGCUCAGACAACUGCUCCUUCCUCCGCCCAGCCCAAGCUCCUCUUUUGCCCACUGAAGUCUCUCAAGUGAUUCUGGUCACACCUGAGAACCCAGGUUAUGCCCCAGUCCCCUGGCCUGGCACCACGAUGGGUAUGGGGCGAAUAACACACAA
This is a messenger RNA of Gracilinanus agilis (Agile Gracile Mouse Opossum), 4815 nucleotides long. RefSeq names its product dual oxidase 1 (gene DUOX1). Gene Ontology annotation, biological process: response to oxidative stress; defense response; superoxide anion generation. Gene Ontology annotation, molecular function: calcium ion binding; peroxidase activity; superoxide-generating NAD(P)H oxidase activity. The record is from RefSeq and is a predicted model, not a curated record. Bases 1 to 4620 code for a protein of 1539 amino acids. Gene Ontology annotation, cellular component: plasma membrane; NADPH oxidase complex. The transcript is spliced from 33 exons. Lineage: Eukaryota; Metazoa; Chordata; Mammalia; Didelphimorphia; Didelphidae.